Messenger RNA from Punica granatum (pomegranate), 1674 nucleotides. Lineage: Eukaryota; Viridiplantae; Streptophyta; Magnoliopsida; Myrtales; Lythraceae. The record is from RefSeq and is a predicted model, not a curated record.
CCGGUGCACCAUAAACCCACUAUUUCUUUCUCAUGAGAGAUGCUCUCCCUCCCAGCAAGCGCUCUGAAUUGCCUCACCGUCCCAAGCCUUCCUCCCCGUUCCUCUGAAAAAUGGCCGCACUCUCCUCUGUCUCUCUCCGUUCUCUCGUCGGCCCCGUCUCCACUGAUCUCGACGACCGUGACUUUGGGUCCGCCAAAUCCCCUUCGAGUUUCCAGUUCAAGAAGGAAGUGAAUUUGGUGGGAAAGAGAUUGAUGUUGUCUAAAAAACUCGUACCUCACUGUUCGAAGGACAGAGAGAUGGAUGUGAGCACCUCUGCUUUGGUGGAAGGUGUAGCUGUAAAUGAUGUUGAUGUGAAGGAGCCGAGCAUAUCGACGUUACUGAUGAAUUUUGAGAGUAAGUAUGAUCCUUAUGGUGCUAUCAGUACGCCACUUUACCAGACAGCUACAUUCAAGCAGCCUUCAGCAACAGAAAAUGGUCCAUACGAUUACACCAGAAGUGGAAACCCCACUAGGGAUGCCCUUGAAAGCCUUCUAUCAAAGCUUGACAAAGCAGAUCGUGCAUUUUGCUUCACAAGUGGGAUGGCUGCUUUAGCUGCUGUCACCCAUCUUCUUGGAGCAGGUGAAGAGAUCAUUGCCGGAGAUGAUAUCUAUGGUGGCUCUGAUCGAUUAUUGUCACAAGUAACUCCUAAAACUAGCAUAGUGGUCAAACGGGUAAAUACAAGUGACCUAGAUGAGGUUGCUUCUGCUGUUGGUCCCAAGACCAAACUUGUGUGGAUAGAAAGCCCAACCAACCCAAGAAUACAAGUUUCUGAUAUUCGUAAAAUUGCAGAAAUUGCUCACGCCCAGGGUGCACUUCUUUUGGUGGAUAAUAGUAUAAUGUCGCCCGUCUUAUCACAGCCUCUGCAACUUGGAGCAGAUAUUGUCAUGCAUUCUGCUACUAAAUUCAUAUCUGGGCAUAGUGAUGUCAUGGCUGGUGUGCUUGCAGUGAAAGGGGAGAGCUUGGCCAAACAAAUAUACUUCCUGCAAAAUGCAGAAGGCUCUGGUUUGGCCCCGUUCGACUGUUGGAUCUGCCUACGAGGUAUCAAGACCAUGGCAUUGCGCAUUGAAAAGCAGCAGGAGAAUGCACAGAAGAUAGCUGAAUUUCUAUCUUCCCAUGCGCGAGUGAAAAAAGUAAACUAUGCCGGUCUUCCCAAUCAUCCUGGCCGGUCGUUACACUAUUCUCAGGCUAAGGGUGCAGGAUCCGUACUGAGCUUCAUUACAGGAUCAGUGCCGCUCUCAAAGCAUAUCGUUGAGACUACCAAGUACUUCAGCAUAACCGUUAGCUUUGGGAGUGUGAAGUCUCUCAUAAGCAUGCCCUGCUUCAUGUCCCAUGCGAGCAUACCGGCUGCAGUCCGCGAGGCUAGAGGCUUAACAGAAGACCUCAUUCGAAUUUCCGUUGGGAUUGAGGAUGUUGAUGAUCUGAUUUCUGACUUGGACAAUGCCCUCAAUACAGGGCCAUUAUAGUUGCUGUCCGAGGACUUAUCUCUCUUGUCCAUGUUUUGGAUCGCCACUCUCACAUUCCCAGUUCAGAGCUCGUCUUGCACUUCUGAUUGUUGUAGACAGUGAUUUGUCUCCUUUUAGUGAGAAUUUUGCAUUGCGUAAUGUAUUUUAUCUUUAAUAAUUUUGGUUUAGCAAA